GCGUAUUCUCUGCAGAUUUAAAUCCAGUUUUUCUAUCACUAUUAGCACCCUGACGAAUUCUUGAUAUGCAUAGACCCCUAUCCUGAAUCCUCGAAUUAGAGAAGGGUACGAAUUAAAAAGUAGCAAACAUCAAUAGAAGCUGAGCCUGAACUCGAGAAAUUGAAAGUACACUACUUUGGCCUAAUACACAGGCGCCUAAGUACUGUUCAGCGUUACCUCAUGUAGAUGUAGCAUUAGUUUUGAGAAACAAUACUGAAUUGACAGGGAUUCGUGAAUUUCCCAUAACAAUAAUGAUGAAAUAACUAACUUGUUCGUUCUGCACAUUUUAAGUAUGGAGGCCGAUGAAUAUAAUGGAAAGACUGUACUUGUUAUUAACCAUACACACAUGGUUAGCUGUUUCUCUGGAGACGAAUUAAACUUGGAUGCAGGAGUUAAAUUUGUAAACACAAAAAUGACAUUUCAAAAGUCAAUUUGGAGCAACCUUGUUGAGGCCGUCAUACAGUACUGUCGUGUUGUAUUUGAUAUAUUUUCUACCGAAAAACCUAUAUCCAUAGUAACCUUUGAUGAUGAGGAAAAGAUUCACUCUAUAUGGCUAAAUGAAGAUCAAAAUUUGGACACAAUAUGGAACAUAUUUUCACAGGAAGGUCCGCCGAAAAUCUCUUCGCUCAGUUUUCUUGAACGUGGUUCUCUUCCAGGUUUGUCUUCAGCCUGUCAUCUCUUACAAAUGCUAACACCACGUCAGAAGGAGAUUAAUUCUGAUGAGAACAAAGGCAGAGUAGUUGUCUUAAGCAUGUCUAUGGGUAAUAAAGUUUCUUCUUGGAUUCCGGAUAUUUUAUCGUAUUUAGAGAAGCCUAUCGACACACUCGAUCAUAUGGAUGUUACUUCAAGUGAAUGGGUUUUUGUCGAUCUGUUUCCAGCUUCUGAAUUUUCAGCGGAUGUAAAUGAACUAUACCCUGAGCAAUUAGAGCUACCUAAUAAUAUAGACCCGAAUGUCCGACAUCGCUUUUUCUAUCAUAAACUUCCAGCUACCAGCCAAGAGUUGUAUCAGGGUUUAAUGCGUCUUGCAGAAUGUCAUUACAAUCUUUCAAGUACACUUGUUCAAGAUAUUCCCAUGAAGGAGGAAGCCAAUGUUAAUUCUGGUAGUUCAAUGUAUGGUGUCGAAAUUCUACAUCGAGCUGAAGUGCACGACAUGUUAAAAUGUCGGGGUAUUUACGAGAAAUUAUUAGUACGUACAGAUAGUGUAAAUAAUAAGUCCAUAUCACGACCACACUCCGGAUUUUCGAAAACUUUGGGCAUAAAAUGGGUCACGCCGAAGACCUCAGAUGCUAAUUUCCUGCGCUUUGCUGUUGCUACAUACCGAGUAACUUUAGCAGACGUUUGCCACAGAGCAUCUACUUGCCUAGCUCAAUUUGUUUUAGGAGGUCGGUCUGUUGCGUUGGCUCAUCGUCUACAGUUUUCAUUUCCAGCGUUACCUAAUGAUUCUAACUUCUUAACAUCUUGCUCAACAGAUGAAGCUCUUCUCCUCACCUGUCAUGGAUCCGUAAUGUAUAUACAUGUUUUAGCAACAAUUUUCCCAAUGACUCAUCCUCAGAAUAUUCCCUUAGCUUCUAAUCCUAAUAUGGCCUUGGGAGAUUAUCGUAUACAAGCCUUCAUUGACCAAAUCUUACGCCCUUCUCGUCUGGCUCCAGCAUCAGCUAGAUUAAAUUAUUCAGUAUUUCCCAAAGAACGAGCCCAACAACAUAUUGAACGUCAAACACGGUAUUGGCCACUUAUGGAAUCUCAAACCUUACUGGACAAAACUAAGCUAGCUGCUCCAAUAUUCGAAAAUUUACCAAAAGAAUACCUUGAACCUAACGAAAUAUCUGCCUGUGAAGAAUCUAUAGUGAACAUUGUAAACUCUAUUAAACAGCACGUUUGCCUGUCCGAUUCUAGAAAGAACUCUUCCAAACGUGAUAUAUCAACUGAACAUGAACAAAUUCGAAAUUAUUGGAUACAAACUAUAAAUUCAUCAAAAACGAAUGAUACAUUUAAUGGAUUAAAUCGUUUAUCAAAUGAAAAUGAUUUUAAUUCAUUAAAUCUUACAGAAAUGAUUCGUUUAGCUAAAACAAUUGCUUAUGAUCAAACGAAUAAUGUUAAUUCUACAAUUCCUUUAGCACUUAUAAAAAUUAUGAAAAGUUUAACAGUUCUAUGUGAACGUCUUCAUAAACAUACAGAUUUUCAUGAUUCCAAAUGUAUCACUACGCAAAUAAAUCAAAAAUCUACUUGUAAUCCAGUGCAAUCGUCUAAGAUGAUGGUAAUAGUUGAACCUGCUGAUCGAACAAAUUUCAUUGACCGUUUAAAAUCUGCAAAACGUCGACGUGUACAAAUGCAGAAAUUAGAUUUUGUUGGUGUACUUACUGCAGAUUCUAAAGGUUUAUGUCAAUUGUACAGAGGUUUAAAAGAUAAAGAAAAAUCCAAUGCUUAGUUGUUUUCUGUUUGCUUCAUUAAAACAAACAACGUAUUUUCAAAUUAUGCUUUUUGUUUGGAUAGAAAAGCUUUCUCCAAUCUGUCUAACAGCCGGACGUGAGUGACUGAUAAAUCAUGUUGUUAUAUGCUAGGAGCUCAUGAAAUUACU
Messenger RNA from Schistosoma rodhaini, 2614 nucleotides. The record is from the annotation of a GenBank genome assembly. NCBI's taxonomy places the organism in Eukaryota, Metazoa, Platyhelminthes, Trematoda, Strigeidida, Schistosomatidae.